Molecule: messenger RNA, 3058 nt
Organism: Periophthalmus magnuspinnatus
Lineage: Eukaryota; Metazoa; Chordata; Actinopteri; Gobiiformes; Gobiidae
Gene: irf9
Product: interferon regulatory factor 9
Exons: 10
Coding region: 117-1385 (422 amino acids)
Biological process (GO): immune system process; regulation of transcription by RNA polymerase II
Cellular component (GO): nucleus
Molecular function (GO): DNA-binding transcription factor activity, RNA polymerase II-specific; protein binding; RNA polymerase II cis-regulatory region sequence-specific DNA binding
Source: RefSeq, a predicted model, not a curated record
CGUCUGAGGCGCAGAGGAGCGAGCGCACUGUGCAGUGCGCACCGGGAAACAGCGACAAACCAGAGAGAAAUCAGAGAGAAACCAAAGAGAGCGGAUCCACACAAAGAGUGAAGGCCAUGGUCGUGGGGAAGGUGCGCUCCACUCGGAAGCUGCGCGCCUGGAUGGUGGAGCAGGUGAACAGUGGGAAAUAUCCAGGCGUCGUUUGGGACGAUGAGGAUAAAACCAUGUUCAGAAUUCCAUGGAAACAUGCCGGAAAACAGGACUUCCGGAAAGAUGAGGACGCUGCCAUCUUUAAGGCGUGGGCGCAGUACAAAGGCAAACUGACAGAUGAGGAGCUGAAUAAUCCGGCGUCGUGGAAAACGCGUCUGCGCUGCGCCUUAAACAAAAGUCCAGAGUUCAGUGAAGUGAAUGAACGUGCUCAGCUGGACAUCUCCGAACCGUACAAAGUCUACAGACUGGUGCCUGUCAACGAGCAGAGUUUGACGCCUCCUGAAAAGAAGAUUCGUGAGAGGAGCGGACGAAAACAGAAACGAAGGAGCGCAGACCAAAGUGAACCUGAGCUUAAACACAUCAAAACUGAAGAGUGCAGUCCAGAGACCAGCCUCCAGUUUACUGAAGUCUUUUUACCAAGUGAGAUUCCAGUUGAGAGCGAAGAGACAGUGACCAACCACAUCCCCAGACCAUCUGAAGAGAUGGAUGAGAUCACACUGGAUGUCCGGAUCGAGGAGACUGUCCCAUCUGCUCAAACAGGCACAGACUCUUUCCGUGUGGUGGUGCAGUAUUUGGGACAGGAGGUGGUUCGACAGCAGGUCUGUAGUUCGGAUGUUCGAAUCCAGUACCUGCGCUCUCCGCUCUGCCCUCCCUCUUCGGUCCCACAGGGGGCACAGUUUCCCCGUGUGCCCCUGCCAGAUCCAGGGUUGUCUCUGGGGCACGGGGAGGAGCUAGCUGCGCUGCACACACUCCUCCCCUUUAUGGAGAAAGGCAUCCUGCUGACCUCCACCAAGAGAGGGGUCUACGGCAAGAGGUUCUGCCAGGGACGGGUGUUCUGGACCGGGCCACACUCAGAGCAAGGCCUACAUAAGAUGGAGAGGAACACAGAGCCAGUGCUGCUCUUCUGCAAAGAAACAUUCAAACAACAGCUGGAGCUGUUCUGUGCAAACGGAGGAGAGCGACCUCAGUGCAGCUUCACUCUGUGUUUUGGAGAAGAGCUCAGCGAGGCCGAGGACACAAGCAAGAAACUCAUCAUAGUACAGAUCGGGUUGCCGUGGGCAGAGCAGCAGGUGGAGAACUUUGAGUCCAUCGUCCGCUCCAUAAACUUCUUACAGACUCUGGCCGAUCAGAGUCCCAUGAGAGAGAUCACUCUAGACCUGGAGCCCGUGGACUAGACCAGGAGUAGACCAGGACUGAACCAGGACCACAGUAAAUCUGGAACCACAGACUGAGGAGGGUGGGAUGGGGUGAAAUAUUUCUGACUUGUCGGUGAUAGUUCUUUGACCAUUGUGAAGUAUGAACUUGUGUAGGUUCCUCUUUCGGGCUGCAUUCACAGCAGCUUUUGAGGUUUAUAGUCCAGCUUAAAAUCUGCACGGAUGUGCUGCACAGCUCCUGGACACUCUUGUACGUGCACCCCAGUUGAAAAGUUACUACAUGUCAACAUCUUGGAGCAAGGAUGUAUUGUCCUAUUAACAAAAUCUGUACGAUUUAAAGGGCCCAUAUUACAAUAUUUUCUGAUCUAUGUUAUAAUGUUUCACCAUCGCACACCUCGAGUUGUGUUUUGUUUCAUUCACACGCUUAACACACAAACCCUGCAUAGGUAGCUAUUAACUUGAAAACUACAAUACAAUACAAUAAUAAACAAUGACAUCACAAGGUGGAACAGAGCAUUUUGAGCUUUGGAGAUAUAGACAGACUAAUAAAGUGUGACUCAAACAUGUGUGAAUGAAAGGAACACAACUCCAGGUCUGUUUUUGAGGAGGUCACAGCGUACAUGACUUAAAGCUCACAGUAGUUUAUUUUGUGGACCCUGCUUAGCUCCGCAGCUCGUCUGGUUCAGGUCUACCAUAAACCAGUCUUUAGUCCUGAUGCACACCUGGUUUGGUCCGGUUCUAGUCCCACUUUAGUCCCAUAGGUGCUCUAUGUAACUUUUCUCCAUGGAGCUUGAGACGUUGUCAUUCCUCACUCGUCCAGGAGUGAUUUAGUGAAGAGAACGUUUUGACAGUGGUCUGGACACUGUUGUCCACUGUUGCCCAAAACAUUUUUGUGUCCCGCUGUUGAAACCUCCAUGGAGCUUUUAUUGUUAUGCCUGCAAUGUUCAACAGUAUGACUUUAAAUGUAUCUAUUUCUAUUAAGACAAGUAGGUGAUAGCACAAGACAAAGUUAGUUUUUUUUUUUACCAUAAAGUAACAUCUGUAAUUAAAUAAUGCAAGAUGUUUCAGUAAACGUAAGAACCUCUCUAUGGGGACACGCUAGUAACAGACCCCUCAGUAUAAAAGUUACAUGUUGAACUAUAAAUAAGUAUAUAUAUAUAUAUAUAUAAGUUUACAUGAAUCAUGAGCCACAACAGUGACUGUUGCUUUGCUCAAAUCGAUACCUUGCAGUGACAUCGCACUGGGGGUGUCCUACAUGUAUAGUAGAAUUUUCAGCCGUUAUUAUGGUGACACAGUGUAGACCUAAAAGUUUUAAGAUUUAAGUGUGAAAACUUGAGCAUUAACAGUGAAAUCACUGGUGAUAAGUCCUCUGCCCCAGCCCCAUUCCAGAUUCCCUGAACAGCUGUUCAUGUUUGGUAGAAAAGUCCACUGUACGCACUUAGAUGUAGCACUUUUCACUUUUUAACCUUAAAUAUGUGUUAUUGUUGUCAUAGAAACAGAAUACUAUGUUGGUGACAGGAAGCACUACAUAUAAAACCUGUGUAUUUAAAUGUUACAAAUUAUGACCUUAAAUAUAAUUCUCUGUACAAGUGUUUGUUUUUUUGGUCGUCUCUUUAUUUAAUCCAAUUUAAAGUCUCAUAUCAUUUUUGGGAUAACUUUUUUUUUUUUAAAUAAAAUAAUCCACCAUUUUAAGA